AUGCCGGCUGUUCCAGUGAAGCCCCCCGCCGCUGCCGAGGACAUGGUGGCGGAGGGAGGAGAGGGGGCAGACGGAGGGGGCGGCGGAGGCUUGGGGGGACAGGAGCAGCGUGCGGCCCUGCCUCUGGUCAAAGUCUCCAGGGAGGUGCUGAGGAGUUUUCCCCAUUCGAAGCGCGUGGGCUCCUACCUGGUGGGGAAGAUGAUCAACAAAGGGUCCUUCGCCAAAGUGAUGGAGGGGCUCCACAUCGGGACUGGAGAAAAGGUGGCCAUUAAGGUGAUAGACAAGAAGAAGGCUCGUCAGGACUCAUACGUGCUGAAGAACAUGAAGAGAGAACCUCGUAUUCACCAGAUGAUCCGACACCCACACAUCGUAGUCCUGUUUGAGACCCUGGAGACAGAGAACAGUUACUACAUGGCCAUGGAGCUGUGUGCAGGAGGAGACCUGAUGGACCGGAUCUGUGAGAGGAAGCGCCUGGAGGAGAGGGAAGUCCGACGCUACACCAGACAGAUCCUCUCUGCCGUGGAGCACCUGCACAGACAUGGCAUCGUGCACAGGGAUUUGAAGAUUGAAAACUUCCUCCUGGAUGAACACAACAAUAUCAAGAUAGUAGACUUUGGUCUCAGUAACACGGUGAAGCCUGAGUCGUUGUCUCUGGAGCUGCUCAGUACUCAGUGUGGGAGUCCAGCGUACGCCGCCCCAGAGCUGCUCGCACACAGGAAGUACGGGCCCAAGGUCGACGUGUGGUCUGUAGGGGUGAGUACAUUUGCGAUGUUGACGGGGACUCUGCCCUUCACUGUGGAGCCCUUCAACAUCAAACACCUGCAUCAGAAAAUGGUGAACGGAGAAAUCAGCAGCAUCCCCCCUGACAUAAGCAAAGGUGCAGUGUCCUUCGUUCUCUCCCUGUUGGAGCCUGAUCCAGUCAAACGGCCGAGUGUCCGAGCUGCUCUGGACGAAAGAUGGAUCAACGAGGGCUACAGCAAGAAGAGUCUACACACAGUGUACAAGAACAGGUAUUGCCCAGAAGACUUAAACUCAUCUGUGCUCACCUACAUGACGGACACGCUGGGUUACGCCCUCUCUGAUGUCAUCCACACACUGACCAAUCACAGGCCCUCGCCCAUCAUGGCCUACUACCAUCUGCUCCUCGCCAAGUUCACCCGCAGCCAGAAGGGAGCCAAGACCCUCAAGAAAUUGGAAAAUGAGUGGACGUUACCGACCAAGAACACCUGGAGAGAGAGAACUGGGAGUGAAAUAAAAGGACAACAGAAGAACACCUCAGAUGAAAAAUCCUCCAAACAGAGCAGCAGACCUCAGAGACCAGCACAGACAGUGGACAGAGACGUGGUGAAGGAGCAGGAUGAGAACCAGCCCCCCUCCCCCUCUCCGCCCUCACCCCCCUCUCUGCCCUCACUGCCCCACCUGCCUCACCCCUCCUCCCCCUCCCAGCCCCUGCGGGAGCCCUCCCCCUCCCCAGCUCCUCUCGGGGAGGAGGAAGAGGAGCUGGACUUCACACUGGAGCCAAAAGAACCACUGUUUCCUGAAGUGUCAGUGUUCAGAGAGCGAGAGCUGGUGCACCUGUCUCCUCCCAAAAGCUCCGCCUCUCAGCUGUGUGACUCCGCCCCCUGCCGUGCCCCCGACGCCCUCCGCACCGGCAGCACCACCCGUCCCUCGCGCCACGCCCACCUGCUCAGAACCACACGAUCCGACGGGGCGACUGCCAACCCCGCCUCCGCUGACUGUUUCCAAGACAACCGUAACCAGGACAACCAUCACCUGCCCAUCAGCGAGCGCCUGGAGAAGCUACAGACGUUUUACGCCACGGAUCACGGCCCGGUUUCACCCAGGAUGAUUUUGGAUGUUGACCCCCUCCCUGCGGACAGAGAGCACAUGGACACAGCCCCGUCUCCUCUCCCCAGACUGAGAAACGUAGGGCUCAAAGAUGCUAGAAGUAGAAAAAUGCCAUGGCUGACCAGACCAGGACCACCGGGACUACUGGUGAAUGGCUCAAAACCUCCCGUGUUCCCAUCCAGACAACACACGCUGGUUUUUAAGAGUUUGAGGCAAGACAGGGGCAAGAGGAGAGAGCUGUCGGUGGUGGGAGGGACAGGUAUGGCUGGAGACAGGGUAGUGGGUGGAGGAGGGGUGAAGAGGAACUCGGUGCAGUUAAGAGCGAGUUUACAAAGAGGACUGACUGAUCUGAACCUGCCCCUUUUGCCCCCCGCCCUGCAGAAACCAGACCGAAAGAACAGGCUGCACGGAAUGGACUACUGA
Molecule: messenger RNA, 2271 nt
Organism: Boleophthalmus pectinirostris (great blue-spotted mudskipper)
Lineage: Eukaryota; Metazoa; Chordata; Actinopteri; Gobiiformes; Gobiidae
Product: hormonally up-regulated neu tumor-associated kinase homolog A
Biological process (GO): intracellular signal transduction; protein phosphorylation
Cellular component (GO): cytoplasm
Molecular function (GO): ATP binding; protein serine/threonine kinase activity
Source: RefSeq, a predicted model, not a curated record